AUUUACUCGGACUAACACUUACAUCCGUAAUCCCGACUCUUCAUUGAAGAUAGAUAUUAAGAGUACGUUGCUCACCGAUUCUCUCGGUGUCGUAUUUCUUAGCCGACUUAAUUUCGAAUUAGAAAAGCAGCACGAUUUCCUGGUUUCGAUUUUACAUCAACAUCACUAUAUAGGCCUCUUGAUUCCGAUUUUAUAGUGUAAAGACACAGCACGUGAGACAAUUCCAAAUUCGACGUGAUGCGUCCAUCCCAGAUACUACGAGCCACCGAGCCCCCUAUCGGCAAAUAUAACCACUAUCUGAACAAAGAUACAUGGGGGCAUCUUGGCUGUAUCAUACCCCAGAAGAACAUAAUCACAUACAGUCUUAGUUCAAACCGCCAGAAAAUCUUUACUGGUGUUGCCCACGACGCUGUGUUUAACAGUUGGCGUCGGUUCUGUGGGCAAGUUCUGUACUGGGCACCACCGUUUCUCGCUGCCUAUUAUGCCAUGGAUUGGGCUAACAAGAGGAACGAGUAUCUGAAUAGCAAAGCCGGAAGGGCCGAGUUUAAUACCGACUAGAAAAGAUGAUGUUGCGAUUAUCUUUGUGUUUAUAGCUAUUGUAAAAAUUCUAAACGAAACAUCCAUAAUGAAGAAUAUUGUCAGUAUGUAUAGCCGUAGGCUCCUGUAGCCAAUUUGUAGUUCUUCGCGGAACAACGAAGUUGUUUUCUUGCUUCUCGGUCC
This is a messenger RNA of Daldinia vernicosa, 720 nucleotides long. RefSeq names its product UcrQ-domain-containing protein. The record is from RefSeq and is a predicted model, not a curated record. Bases 238 to 558 code for a protein of 106 amino acids. The transcript has 4 exons. Lineage: Eukaryota; Fungi; Ascomycota; Sordariomycetes; Xylariales; Hypoxylaceae. Gene Ontology annotation, biological process: mitochondrial electron transport, ubiquinol to cytochrome c.